AGCGCUAGAAAAUAGAAAGGGUUAGAAGUGUUGGUGGAGGAAGAGAUCCGGCAACCAUAAAAGAAGAAAGCAGGCGAACCAAACCAAACAUACCAAAGCGAAGCAAAGGAAAGGCACGCAUCCAACAGAAGGGGACACCAAACUCGUAAAGGGAUCGGCGUCAUAUAUAGGGAGCAGCCAGCAGGCGAUCGAGAAGGACAGGGGAAGGCACGCAGCCGCAGCAAGCAAGACCUGCGACUGCGAGCAAACUAAGCUACGCGAGCUCCGUUUCGUCUCCCAAUCUCUAUCCUAUACAGAGAGGGAGGAGGAAUAGAGGAAAUCGAAGCAGAAGGAGCUUCCUUUUCACGCUCCCGAUCGUGGGAGUGCACGCCACCCCGAAAGGGUCGUGCGGGCGGCGGCGGCGUGGGUGAGUUCGUAUAAAGCGCGGGCGCAGAGGCCACCGGGGGGCUCCGGAGAUGCAGCAGCGGCGCAAGUCGGUGUUCGCGUCGGCGCCGUUCGCGAUGAAGCAGGCGGCGCUGGGCGCCGGCGUGGCGGCGCGCAAGAACGGCGCGCCGCUGUCGCUGGCGGCGGUGGUGUUCGCGCUCUUCGUCUUCGCCACGUUCCUGUACAACGAGGACAUCAAGUCCAUCACCGACUUCCAGUUCAGCGCCGGCGCCAUCCGCGCCAAGGCCCCCGACCUGCACCUCCUGCAGGAGGCCGAGGCCGCCGCGCACGCCGCCGUCAACACGCUCGCAAAGCGCGGGGAGGAGGUCAUCGUGCGCGUCCUCGAGGCGCCCGCCGCCGCGGGGGCGCUGUCAUCGCUGCAGGGUGGCGCCAACGCCACCGCCGGCACCACCGGUGCGGCCGCGGCCGCCGCCGCAAAGGCGAAGGCCAAUGCCAACGCGGUGGACGUGGUGCAGGAGAAGGAGCGGGACGUGACGCUCCCGACCGUGACGGGCGGCGGCGGCGCCGACGAGGCCCGGCGGCGAGCGGACGAGGAGGCCGCCGAGAAGGCGUCGUCGGCGAAGGCCGCGGCGGCCACGGCGGCGCUGCGGACCGUGGUGAGCGUGCCGGAGACGUGCGACCUGUACCGCGGCAACUGGGUGUACGACGAGGUGAACGCGCCCGUGUACAAGGAGGGCGAGUGCGAGUUCCUGACGGAGCAGGUCACCUGCAUGCGCAACGGUCGCCGCGACGACUCGUACCAGAAGUGGCGCUGGCAGCCCACGGACUGCGACCUCCCGCGGUUCGACGCGCGGCUGCUGCUAGAGCGUCUCCGCAACAAGCGGCUGAUGUUCGUGGGGGACUCGCUGAACCGGAACCAGUGGGAGUCGAUGGUGUGCCUGGUGCAGUCGGUGAUCCCAAAGGGGCAGAAGACGCUGACCAAGUUCGUCAACGGCGGCUCCAGCAACGUGUUCUACGCGCACGCCUACAACGCCACGGUCGAGUUCUACUGGGCGCCCUUCCUGGUGGAGUCCAACUCCGACAACCCCAAGGUGCACAGCGUCCCCGACCGGGUCAUCCAGUGGCACGCCAUCGCCAAGCACGCACGAAACUGGGUCGGCGUCGACUACCUCGUCUUCAACACCUACAUCUGGUGGCUCAACACCCUCGACAUGAAAGUCCUGAAGGGGUCCUUCGACCAGGGCUCCACCGAGUACGUGGAGGUGGACCGCCCCGUGGCGUACAAGGAGGUGCUCAAGACGUGGGCGAAAUGGGUGGACCGGAACAUCGACCCCAACAAGACCACCGUCUUCUUCAUGGGCAUGUCACCAAACCACAUCACGCCGGAGGCGUGGGGCAACCAGGGCGGGAUCAAGUGCGCGAUGGAGACGCUGCCGAUCACGAACCGGAGCACGUCGCUGGACGUGGGCACGGACUGGCGCCUCUACGCGGGGGCGCAGGAGGUGCUCCCCACGCUGCGCCGGGUGCCCGUCCACUUCGUCGACAUCACCGCGCUGUCCGAGCUCCGCAAGGACGCGCACACCUCCGUGCACACGCUCCGGCAGGGGAAGCUGCUCACCCCGGAGCAGCAGGCCGACCCCAAGACCUACGCCGACUGCAUCCACUGGUGCCUCCCGGGCCUGCCCGACACCUGGAACCAGUUCCUCUACGCGCGCAUCGCCUCCAGCCCAUGGCCCGCCCAGCAGUAGCAUGCCAUGCAUCCUCUGAUCGCUUUACUACUCCGACGGGGCAGCGUCCGAAGAACGAGGCUCCGGUGUUGUUGCUGCAACCAUGCCGUACAGUACAGGAACCUGAUCGUCAGCCAAGGACAAAGUUGUCUUGACACAAGGGAUCCUCGCUCGCCUUUUCUUUUCUUUUUUUUUUACCAAUUUUCUUUCUUUUGGUUGCGUAAAGCUGUUCCGUGUUGUUAACCAUCCUUGAUUCUUUUGUUGGAACACAAGUGGAGGGUCUCUAGCUAGGGUAAAAGGAAAAAAAAAGUGGCGAGCUGUGUUGAGUAGUAGCUCGCUAGCUCAUUUGAUUUCUUCUCCUGGUGAUCAGCAUGGCUCGGAGAAAAGCAAAAGGUCGUGCAAGAGAUGUUGUAAAGGGGGAAGCAAAAGAGGGGUUACAUUACAUGUAAAGAAGAAAUUUUUGUGUAUUACACUAUGCUGGUGCACCCAAUGUUAAGAGAGGUAUAAAGACUACCUAGAGGUGCAUCUGUUCUUCAAUCAUGACAA
Setaria italica (foxtail millet) is the source of this 2657-nucleotide messenger RNA. Its product is annotated as protein trichome birefringence-like 28. The record is from RefSeq and is a predicted model, not a curated record. Gene Ontology annotation, cellular component: Golgi apparatus. Gene Ontology annotation, molecular function: O-acetyltransferase activity. NCBI's taxonomy places the organism in Eukaryota, Viridiplantae, Streptophyta, Magnoliopsida, Poales, Poaceae. Bases 456 to 2132 code for a protein of 558 amino acids. The transcript is spliced from 4 exons.